AUGGGAAGAGCCCUAACUAAUGUAGAAGUUGCGGGUUGGCUUAUUAAGCGGGCAACAGAGUUAGGCGAAUACGACAUACAAUACCAGCCGUGCACAGCAAUUAAAGCACAAGCCUUGGCAGAUUUCCUAACGAAAAUUCAUCAGACCAGCUCUGAAGAAACAUGGAAGGUCUAUGUAGAUGGAUCGACAACUCACCAAGGAAGCGGGGUCGGGAUCUUGUUGAUAUCUCCCCAAGGGGAUAUACUCCAACUGGCUGUACGAUUGAAUUUCCGAGCUACCAACAAUGAGGCAGAAUAUGAGGCUUUGCUGGCAGGGAUGCAAGCAGCCCGGCACGUAGGAGUAGCCCGGGUAAUCAUUUAUUCAGAUUCUCAACUGGUAACUCAGCAAGUGGCCGACAAUUUUAUGAUUAAUUGUGAUAAAUUACAAGUAUACCGGGAAGCUUAUGAGAAGAUGAAGGAGGAAUUUUCAAAAGUCACAGUAACCAAGAUCCCCAGGGCGGAGAAUGAGAAGGCAGAUAAGCUAGCAAAGAUGGCCAGUUCCUUAACCACUUGGGUGUUAGACCGGUCAACGGCACAAACCUUUCUUAUAGCUCAAAUAGAUCUGCAAAAUAAUAGGGAAGCAACUAUUGAUUGGAGGGCGCCCAUGAUCAGCUAUCUUAAGCAAAGUAUCCUACCGACUGACCUAGAAGAAUCACGGCUGGUCAGGAAGCAGGCCCACGCUUAUGUCAUGAUCGGGGAUCAGCUCUACAAGAGGUCCUUCUCUGGACCCUUACUCAAGUGCUUGGGUAUGGAGGAGGCUGACCAGGCUUUGCGGGAAAUACAUCUAGGGUGCUGUGUUAGCCAUGUCGGCGGUCGGACAUUAGCUCGCAAGGUGCUCCUGGCCGGGUACUUCUGGCCUACUCUACAGAAGGACGCCCAAAAGCUGGUGGAUACCUGCCUGUCCUACCAAAAACAUCAUAAUUUGACACACCGACCAACAGCUCUGCUAAGAACAUCUAUAGUCUCAUGUUCCUUUGAUCAAUGGGGCAUGGACAUAGUGGGACCUUUUCCGAUGGCUCCGGGUCAGAGGCGCUUCUUAUUGGUGGCAGUAGACUAUUUCUCUAAGUGGGUGGAAACAGAGGCCCUGGCCAGGAUCACUGAGGAUGUCGUCAUCCAAUUUUUAUGGAAGAACAUUCUUUGCAGAUUUGGUAUUCCGCACAAGUUGGUGUCAGACAACGGAAGGCAAUUUCAAGGGCAAAAAAUUCAGGCCUGGUGUAAGGAAUUUGACAUAACACAAGCUUUCACUUCGGUGGCUUACCGACAAAGCAAUGGACAGACCGAGGUAGUCAAUCGAGAAAUAGUAUGA
Molecule: messenger RNA, 1344 nt
Organism: Zingiber officinale
Lineage: Eukaryota; Viridiplantae; Streptophyta; Magnoliopsida; Zingiberales; Zingiberaceae
Exons: 1
Coding region: 1-1344 (447 amino acids)
Biological process (GO): DNA integration
Molecular function (GO): RNA-DNA hybrid ribonuclease activity; nucleic acid binding
Source: RefSeq, a predicted model, not a curated record